Messenger RNA from Ricinus communis (castor bean), 2264 nucleotides. Its product is annotated as DNA polymerase epsilon subunit B. Bases 346 to 1956 code for a protein of 536 amino acids. NCBI's taxonomy places the organism in Eukaryota, Viridiplantae, Streptophyta, Magnoliopsida, Malpighiales, Euphorbiaceae. The record is from RefSeq and is a predicted model, not a curated record. Gene Ontology annotation, molecular function: DNA binding. Gene Ontology annotation, cellular component: epsilon DNA polymerase complex. Gene Ontology annotation, biological process: error-prone translesion synthesis; DNA-templated DNA replication. The transcript is spliced from 13 exons.
UUCCCCCCCUUCUUCUUUUCUUUUUCCAAACUUUGGGAAAGAACUUUGUCAUUCAAGAAGUAAAAGGUAUUAGGUCAGCAGAACCAAAAGGCUGAAUCAGUGCCCAAAGGAGCUUCCUCUAUCUAGACCUGUUGAGAAGAGCAGUACAAAAAUGGGCAAGUUGGUGGGCUACUACUACUGCUACUACUGGUCCGAUUAUGAAACAUAAAAUUCGUACUGGAAAGAAAAAGAAAACAAUAGGGACCCAAGUGGCACAGAGGCUAAAAUUGAGGGGUGUUUCUAGAUCUUUUCCCAAUCCCUUAAACCUCAGCAUGGGACAUUCAGUGACCAAAAGAAGAAACAAGAAUGAGUAAUUUAACGAUAAGGAAAAAGGUUCAGAAGAAAUUCAAGGUAAGAGGUUACACACUGAAAGUGGACGCUCUUGAUGAGAUUCUUCCCUUUGUCAACCGUUUCCAAGGAGCUGAAGACGACGCCAUUGAUGUCCUUUUAGACCGCCUUCAGUCCGAAUCACAGAAAGUGGGAGUGAGAUCAUCGAUUAUAGAUAAGGAGCCAAUACGUCGUGUUAUUAGCAGUUUAGUGGAAGCUCUUGAUGCUGUUGAGGAAGGCCCCAGCGAGUCUGUUUCUACUUCUUCUUCUUCCUCUGCUAUUCGUGUGGUUGAUGCUUUUCUGGUCCCCAAGUUUCGUUUCGAUCCCAUCAAAAAGCAAUUUUAUCAGUAUACAGGGGGGCUUUCUAUUCAUGGCGACUCCUCUGCAAAAGCUGCUUUGUACAAGGAUAGGUAUCUCUUGCUCUUCCAGAGAGUCUCUCGGGAUCAGCAUUUUUCCAAGCCAGCAUUUGACACUGAAAUUUCUGAUUAUGGAAGUUGUGAGAUAGCAACGAUUCAGUCUCUGGUUGGACAAACGGGAAGACGGUGGGUCAUGGGUGUGAUAUCUCAAUUGGAGGAUGGCCAUUUCUACUUGGAAGAUCUUACUGCAUCAGUGGAAAUCAAUUUGUCUAAAGCAAAAAUAACAACAGGGUUCUUGUCUGAAAACACAAUAGUUGUUGCAGAAGGUGAGAUGCUUUUGGAUGGUGUUUUUCAGGUAUUUACUUGUGGUUUUCCUCCUUUAGAGGACAGAGACAAGUCACUAAAAGUACUUGCAAAACAUGAUUUCUUUGGUGGUGGUAGUUUGACAAAAGAGGAAACUCUAGGACUUGAAGAGCUGGAAUGUAAAGCUGUUAAUGACAUGUUUGUCAUACUCUCAGACAUAUGGCUAGACAGUGAAGAGGCUAUGGGGAAGCUGGAGAUGGUACUUGAUGGCUUUGAGAUUCAAGAAGUUGUCCCUUCAUUGUUUGUUUUCAUGGGGAACUUUUGUUCUCAUCCAUGCAAUCUUUCCUUUCAUUCAUUUUCAACUCUCAGACUACAGUUUGGAAAGCUAGGGAAAAUGAUUGCAGCACAUCAAAGGCUUAAAGAGCAUAGUCGCUUUCUCUUUAUUCCAGGUCCUGAUGAUGCAGGUCCAUCAACAGUUCUUCCUAGAUGCGCUUUACCAAAGUAUCUAACUGAGGAUCUUCAGAAGCACAUUCCAAAUGCCAUAUUUUCAACUAAUCCUUGCAGGGUCAAGUUCUACACUCAAGAAAUUGUAUUUUUUCGUCAUGAUUUGCUGUAUAGGAUGCAUCGUUCAUGCUUGAUGCCUCCUUCUACAGAGGAGACUGCUGAUCCCUUUGAACAUCUGGUUGCUACCAUAACCCAUCAAAGUCAUCUUUGCCCGCUGCCUCUUAUUGUUCAACCAAUUAUCUGGAAUUAUGACCACUGCCUCCAUCUUUAUCCAUCUCCACACACGAUUGUUUUAGGUGACAAAAGCGAGCAGAAGGCAUUCAAAUACACAGGAAUUACUUGUUUCAACCCUGGAUCCUUCUCAAAUGACAGCACUUUCGUAGCAUAUCGUCCUUGCACGCAGGAAGUCGAACUUUCAUCCCUGUGACUAUCAGCAUAGGUUUGUAUGUAGCUAGAUGUAUACGACUGAAACAUCAAGUCAGAAUGCCACCCUGUCCAGAUGAAAAUAUGAUGCGAAACAUGAAUUUGGAAUUCUACCUCACCAGUCGUCUAGGGGAACAGUCUUGACUAUAGUUUUUUAACUAGUGCCUGUUAAUGUAUCGCACCCCCAUCAAUCAUUUGUGAAAUUCUUUAUGCCUAAUUUGUAUUUUUUUUGGUAAAAUUAUAAGAAGUAAAUUAUUGUAGUAAAAACCCAUUAGUCUUUAUUUGGUGAAUAGAGUUUGUUAGCAGAAUAUA